Molecule: messenger RNA, 2624 nt
Organism: Ctenopharyngodon idella (grass carp)
Lineage: Eukaryota; Metazoa; Chordata; Actinopteri; Cypriniformes; Xenocyprididae
Product: Arylamine N-acetyltransferase, pineal gland isozyme NAT-10
Exons: 2
Coding region: 366-1238 (290 amino acids)
Molecular function (GO): acetyltransferase activity
Source: RefSeq, a predicted model, not a curated record
CAAACAAUGUAACUCCAGGAUCUACUGAGUAAUAGCAGCUUACUGAUUAAAGUCCUGGUCCUCCUUAUUGCCAGAUCAUCCCUGCCAACUGUAAAAACUAUCUUAUUAACACACAAUCACAUGAUUGUAUAGUUUGAAACAGCAGUAAUUAUGCUGAAUGGGCAUAUUUAGCUCAGCUCCUGUCUUUAAUAAUUCAUUUAUUUAAACCUUUGAUCCUACUCUGUGGUUCAAGGGUUAACUCUCUGUUAUCCAACAUCCAGUCCCUCACUCUGCAGACAUUCACUUAGAGUCUUGGUGACACUUCAGCUCACUGCCUUCAUCUAAGGGUGAGACUUCAGCUCACUGCCUUCAUCUAAGGGAAUCUAAUGGAUCUGAAAGGGUACUUCAACAGGAUCGGGUUUACCGGCCAAUAUGACAAACCCGACCUGGACACUUUACGCACUAUCCACAAGCUGCAUGUUAUGAAAAUUCCAUUUGAGAACCUCAGCAUCCACUGUGGAGAGAAGAACACGACAGACCUGAACAUCAUCUAUGAUAAAUUAGUCAAGAGCAAUCGGGGAGGCUGGUGUUGUGAAAACAACCUCUUGUUCUCAUGGGUCCUAAAAGAGAUGGGUUACAAAUACACCACACUAGGCUCCAAGGUGUUCAGCAAGUUCCAAAAUGAUUUCUACCCCGUAGACUCUCAUCUCAUCAAUCUGGUGGAGAUUGAUGGGAAGCCUUACAUUACUGAUGUGAGCUAUGGAGUGUCAUGCCAACUGUGGUAUCCCUUAGAGAUGAUCUCGGGUAAAGAUCAGCCGCAGCCUCCCGGUGUGUUCCGCCUGCUAAACGAUGGGAUGAGGUGGGUUCUGGAGAAGACAUCAAGAAAGCAAGUGGUCAAAGAUAAGGCCUAUGCUAAUUCCAGCCUCCUUGACCAUCGUCUGAUUAAAAAAAUGUAUUGCUUCCCAUUAACACCCCGUAAUAAAGAGCAUUUCGUGGAGACGCUGGAUUGCCUGCAGACCAGUCCAGAUUCUCGGUUUGUGCUGAAGUCCAUUUGCUCCCUUCAGACGCCUAAAGGCUUCAGAGCUCUGAUUGGCUGGACUUACAGUGAGAUAACCUACAACCCAGAGGAGGAUUCUGACAUGGUGGACAUGAAGGAAAUUCCUGACUGUGAAAUAGAGGCUGUGUUGAAGGAAAAGUUUAACGUGGUGUUAGUUAAUAAGUUCACACCUAAAAAUAACAAAGCUAAUUAUUGCAUGUAAUGCUCAAAAGCAGUACUGACCUGUAAGUUAUACUUGUCACUAGACAGGGAAAAAUAUUAAUCCAUUUCAUGCCUAAUGCUUUUUCAUGCCCUCAGAAUUAAAUUAAAAUAAUAAUAAAAAAAGAACUAUCUAUAAAAUAUUGAAAUAUGUGCAAUUUAAAGGAUUAGUUCACUUUCAAAUUAAAAUGACCCCAAGCUUUACUCACCCUUAAGCCAUCCUAGGUGUAUAUGACUUUCUUCUUUCUGACGAAGACAAUCGGAGAAAUAUUAAUAAAUAUCUUGACGCAUCCAAGCUUUAUAAUGGCACUAUGCGUUACCAAAUGAGUAUGAGCUGAAGAAAGUGUCUCCAUCCACAUCCAUCUAUCAUAAACAUAUUCCACAUGGCUCCGGAGGGUUAAUAAAGGCCUUCUGAAGUGAAGCAAAAAAAAAAAACAUAUUUAUUUAAAAAACAUAUUUAACAAGUUAUGAAGUAAAAUAUCUAGCUUCCGCCAGACCUCCUUCCGUAUUCAAAUUACGUAAAAAACAGAACGCGUUGCGUCAGUUAUGCAAAUUGAAUAGGGAAGGCGUAGGACGUACAGCGUAAGCUUUUUGAAGAACACGGAAGGCGGUUUGGCGGAAGCUACAUAUUUUACUUCAUAACUUGUUAAAUAUGGAUAUUUUUUUUUUACACAAACGCAUCGCUUCGCUUCAGAAGGCCAUUAUUAACCGUCCAGAGCCGUGUGGAAUAUGUUUAUGAUGGAUGGAGACACUUUCUUCAGCUCAUACUUGUUUGGUAACACAUACUGCCAUUGUAAAGCUCGGAUGAGUCAGGAUAUUUAUUAAUAUUUCUACGAUUGUGUUCGUCAGAAAGAAGAAAGUCAUAUACACCUAGGAUGGCUUGAAGGUGAGUAAAUCUUGGGGUAAUUGUCAUUUGAAAGUGAACUAAUACUUUAAAUGUCUCUUAAACAGCCGUCAAUGGAGAAAGAUGCUAAUGGCUGCCAAAUGGUGUAGUAUAGGGACUGACAGAGGUAUAAUAAAACGCACAACCUUGAUCACUUAGAAAAAACAAACAAAAAAAAAACACACUUCCUUGAAAGAUUUUUUUUUUUUUUUUUUAAGAUGACACUGCUCUUGCUAAUAAGAGCAGAGUUUCUGUGAAUGCUUAGUGCAUGCAGAAGUGAUCCUGUGUCGCAGAGUUUCUUAGGAUUUCUCAAAAUAUUUAACAUGGACAUUGAAUCAGUGUACUACUAAAUAUUACAAAUGAUUGACUCAUGUUUGUCUGACAGAAACAUGCUUAAAUACAGCUCCAUAGUUUGUGUUGACAACAAUGAAAUUAAUUACUGUCUGUCGAAAGAAUCAACAUGUAGGUGAUAUUGAGAAACCAUUAAUAAAUGAACUGCACAUUUUA